Messenger RNA from Adineta steineri, 2022 nucleotides. NCBI's taxonomy places the organism in Eukaryota, Metazoa, Rotifera, Eurotatoria, Adinetida, Adinetidae. The record is from the annotation of a GenBank genome assembly.
AUGUUUUUCGUAUCAAUUAUAUUUCUAACUAUUCUCAUUCUUCCAAUACAAUCAGCUAAGCCAACAUUAGAAUUAACAUUUACUCCCGAUGAAAAAUAUUAUACAGAGGGUCAUGUGGUUGAAAUUCUUUGUGAAUUACUUAAUCCAAAUGAUCAUACAGAAUCACCACAAUUAUGGCAUGUUGAUAUAAAAAGUGGUAAACGUACACCAAUAUCAAGAUCAUUAUUAAAUGCACCACCAGAUGAUGCAUUAGAUAUAUUUAAACAAAAUAAAAAUAAACGUAUAGAAUAUGUUAAAAAAAAUCAUUUACGUAUACGACAAAUUUUAUUUCAAGAUACAUCUCGAUAUGAAUAUCCAAAAUGGCAUAUUGAACCUGGUUGGCCAAUACAAGAAAAUGCUAAAACAACAUUAAAAUGUACAGCUGAUGAUUUUUAUCCAUAUGUUAGUUAUCAGAUUUUUCGUGAUCAGCAUAAACUUAAUGAUGAUGGUAAAGCUGUAAUACCGAAUAGUAAUACAAUUCCACAAAAAUUUUCUUGGGAAAUAACUGUUACACCAACAUUUGAAUGGCAUAAUACAACAUUAAAAUGUAUAAUUAUUCAAGGUAAUAGUGAACGACAUGCAAUAAAAACUCUUCAAGUCUUAUUUACUCCACGUUUUAUCAGAUGUGAUAAAAAACAACGUGUUAAUACAACGAAUGAACAAUCAACAAUUGAAUGUUCAUAUGCAGGAAAUCCUAAACCAGAAUUAAUAUGGCUUCGUCAAACAGACAGAUAUCCUAUCACAAAAGAUGAUGGUAUUAUUAUUGAAACCAUAGAUCAACAUCAUGGAACAUAUAAAAGUAUUGUUACAUUUAAUCGUCGUGCAUUAACAACAAUAUCUGAUGCAAAAGAUUGUAGAGAAAUUGUUAUUAAAUCAUCACAAACAUUUAUUGAUGAUAUUGAAAAGAAAUUUAAUGAUUUAAAUGAACAAAUAAAGCAAAUUCAUAAAGAAAAUGAAUUUAAUGAACUUAAUUUAAAUUAUUUAAGAAAUCAACUAAGAAAAAUUACAGAAGAAUUAAAUAAUCCAUCGAAUAUGUCUAUUCAACAAAAGUCACAAUCAUUUAUUAAUGAAAUCUCUAUUGUUUUAUCAAAAAAAUCAAAACUCAACAAAUGGAAACAAAAUGCUACUACUGUGGCUGCUGGAAAGGGGCAAGGUCAAAAAUUAAAUCAAGUUAAUCGCCCUCAUGGAAUUUUUAUUGAUAAAAACAAAAAUAUUUUCAUUGCUGAUUAUCUGAAUCAUCGUAUUAUUGAAUGGAAAUAUAAUACAAAGGAAGGACAAAUUGCUGCAGGUGGAAAUAAAGAAGGAAAGGGAAUGGAUCAAUUGAAUUGUCCGACAAAUGUGAUUGUUGAUCAACAAAAUCAUUCGAUCAUCAUUGCCGAUAAUGGGAACAGCCGAGUGAUUCGCUGGUUGAAUCAAAAUCAACAAAUUCUCAUUGACAAUAUUCACUGUUACGGUUUGGCGACGGAUAAAAAUGGAUUUCUUUAUGUUUCUGAUAAUGAGAAGAAUGAAGUGAGACGAUGGAAAAUGGGAGAAUAUAAUAAUGAAGGAGUUGUAGUGGUAGGUGGAAAUGACAAAGGAAAUCAAUUGAAUCAACUCCAUGCUCCUACUUUUAUCUUUGUUGAUGAAGAUCAAUCUAUUUAUGUGUCAGAUUGGUUCAAUCAUCGUGUAAUGAAAUGGAGAAAAGACGCAAAAGAAGGAAAAGUUGUGGCUGGAGGGAAUGGUCAAGGAAGAAAUCUCAAUCAAUUGUCUCUACCGGCAGGAGUAAUUGUUGAUGGUUUUGGUCAAAUCUAUGUGGCAGAUUUUGGAAAUAAUCGAGUAAUGUGUUGGUGUGAAGGAAAUGAUGAAGGUGAAAUUAUUAUUGGUGGAAAAGUGAGAGGAAAUCAAUUGGAUUGUCCCUGUGGUUUAUGUUUUGAUGAUGAAGGAAAUCUUUAUGUAGCUGAUUGGGGAAAUCAUCGGAUUGAAAAAUUUAAAAUAAUUUUGUGA